Molecule: messenger RNA, 1999 nt
Organism: Histoplasma capsulatum G186AR
Lineage: Eukaryota; Fungi; Ascomycota; Eurotiomycetes; Onygenales; Ajellomycetaceae
Exons: 3
Coding region: 93-1019 (308 amino acids)
Source: RefSeq, a predicted model, not a curated record
CGAUAUUACCCGAUGAGAAUGCAAUUGCUUGAUGGCUACAAAGUAUGUUGCGCAGUCCCUCUUACCUUGGAAACACGCCAUAGAUUAAUAAUAUGGCCUCCCCAAUUGAUCCAAUGUUGAAAACCUACUCUCUACCUGCUCCGCAGGUGUCCAAGAAACUGUUCCCAAUUGCUGGAAUCCUUUGCUCCGUCUAUGGUCUGGAUGAACUCCCUAUGCAAGCUAAGGAGGUAUCAUGUCUAUACCUCAUGCACCCACGACUAAGCACGGCAGAUUCAAUGGAAGGCUUUGCGUGCCAUGCUAUUGCAGAUUGGAACAACAGACUGCGGGAGGGGCGAGUGUCCGUAAGCCAGCAAAACAGGGGUCUAAUUGCGGUAGCAUUUGACCAACGGAAUCAUGGAUCGAGACUCGUUGACAAGCUGUCAAACUGCGCUUGGAAGGAGGGAAAUCCUAAACAUGCACAGGAUAUGUUUGCUACGUAUCAGGGCACGGCUCGUGAUGUCUCCCUCUUAAUAGACUUCAUGGACGCCUAUGCCUUCCCGGAUGCCUCACGCAAAAUCACAACUAACCUUGCCCUCGGUGUCUCUCUCGGUGGCCACUCAGUAUGGAGCUGCCUCCUACACGAACCCCGAGUCACUAAUGCCGUCAUCAUCAUUGGCACCCCAGACUACACAAGCCUAAUGACUGAACGUGCCAAACUCUCCAAACUAUCCUCUUGGAAAGAUUCCACACCGCCAGGCUCCCAAUUCCUCGGCUCCGAAUCCUUCCCACAGUCGCUCAUGGAUGCCAUCAGGAAAUACGAUCCUGCUAGAUUCUUCCUGAGCCAGCUGGGCGACCCUAUCGUCUCAGAACCCAUGCUCCAUGGCAUCCUUCCCGAACCCACCGAUCAUGAAAAGAAAGUCAUCGGCCCACUCAUAACACGGUGUCUACAGGGGAAAAGAAUCAUGCUGAUCUCUGGUGGCGAUUUCGCCAGGCGGGUGGUUUGCCAAUGGAGCUGUGACGUUAGAGGAUCUCAUAUUUGAAGACGCGGGACACGAGGUUACCCCCGCGAUGAUGGAGCAGGCAAUUCGGUUUAUUGGGGAAACCCUUGCAACGUGCGCUGAGAGCGCGCAGCCCAAGGUGCUCACGUCGAAGAUAUAGAAGAGCCACGUCUAGUGUUUUGUUCUCUGUUUCCUAGAUUAACAUCGCUGACACGCAUACACACAGGUGUCCGCGAUGAUUCUUUUGUAGUACCCUAGGAGACGAUAUCCACGUUCCUGUAGGUAAUGAACCUUUGAGAAUGGGACAUUUGAAAUAAAUUCAAUCGGAUUUCUCCAUCUACAAUCCAUUGAUGUCAUGUCAGCGGCGCGUGCAUAUAGACACAGUUCCUUGUCAGACACAACCAAAAAAGUAGCUUUGAAAAGAAUGGAAUCAGUUGUUUUUCAUUCCACUUGAGGUAUUCUAUCUUAUAUCGUAGUUUUUUUUCCUUUUGCCCCUUUUUUAAUAGGAAAGGAAUUAAAGCUUUAAGUUUUCGAAUGCACCAUGAUAGAACCCUUAUGCUCCAGCCCAAUAUCUUUCGCACUUUGGCAUAUGGCGGAAUAACGGCAACCUUGGUGCUUUCCGAAGAAGUGAUCCGUGACACAAAGUCUUUUGAUUCUUUUCUCUUUCGUGAAAAGUAUCAAGCCUGACACUGCUCUAACAGGCCUUGACACAAAAAAAGAAUAGAAAAUUACAUGCGUUUAAAAAGACCACCCUUAACACCCAUUCAUUAUAAUUUGCGUCCAAAUCAAACAAUUCGCAUGCAACACACCAUGCACACAUCGUAUUUAUGCAACGAGCUCAGCAACACCACCAGCCUCUUUGAUCUUCCGCUCAGCCUCUUUGCUGAAGUAUCGAGCCCGAACAACAACUGGAAUCUCUGGGAGUCUGCCUUUGCCAAGGACCUUGGAGUAGCCGAGAGGGAGCAAGUCGAGAACGGGGGCGGUAUUGGGUUUCUGAUUUUUCACAUAGGCAUCACGGGUUG